CAAGUUGGUAGGAUGAAUUAAAAUCUCAACGAUAAGUGACGAAUCAAAUGCACGUGUGCCUGGUGCAUGUAUUUAACAAGUAUAAUUUGUCCGAGCGCGACGGCAAUUAAAGACGUUUCGCAGGAUGUAAUCGUCGCGAUUGUGACAACGCGAUCGCGGCACGACGCCGACGCCGACGUCGAUACUUGGCUCGCAGGCUAAGCGCCGCGAUUGACUUUUAUCAGUGGCGCCUGAGAGAUCUUGGUUACCCGCGAAAGCUUCCUACCGACGAGUUGAUAUAAAUUGAGAUAGGCAUGUAUGUUCCGCGUUUGCUUUUCGAGUUCAUUUCUGCCGGGGUAUCUGCUCAUUAUACCCUGCGUCGAGGCAUCGUUGUGCCAACAGCUAACAUUGACUUAAACGAUCAUCGCAGCCAUCGCGGAGUAGGCCACUCGUAACAUCCAUGCAAACCGGCAAACAAAUUCGUGCAUUAUUAAAUAUUCAGUCUCGUUCCAGAAAACUUUUUAUAUUUAUCCCGGGAUCGUUCUCGAUGUUCACUGUUUGCAAGGAUUACCUUCGUAUUUUCGCUCCGUCAGAGUUACUUCCGAUAACAUGUUCGACGCUCGAGCAAUAACAAUAACGUCGCGAUAAUAAAAUCGCGUUGCAGUGUCGGUCGCACCAAUGCACCGCACAUCUUUCGCGAGACGUUGUGCAUGUUCCAACGUAAACAUAGCGAGUUUCGCAAUUUUAAGAAACGAGAAAAAGUUUGAGAGAAAACUAAUCGACUCGUUGUGAAUAAAUUAAAAGAUAAAUCGUCACUUUUUAAACUGUAAUGUUCUCACGAGUGAAGAAAGGGAUGAAUCAGCGAUCAAUUAAAACAUAUUGAAAUCAUUGAUAAAGAUUGACAUCGCUAUACCCAUUUCAAGCGUUACAUACCACGUACGUGUGUACCUGCGUAUCAGCAGAUUUAUCACUAUUUUUGUCUAAUCUAAAUUAAAUCGGCACAUGUGCAUCGGGAUCAUAUCUAAUUAAGUCUGUCCACAGCUGGACGGAUGUGUUAUGAGUAAAUAUCGAAGAAACGAAACAGUUUCUGCGCAAGCGUCUCAUUCGCACCGUGUCUAGCGAUAACGUAGAUACUUGAAAUUAGUGUUACGCGGAAACGUUAGACCGUCAAACACAAGGUUUUCGGUAAUCGAGGAGCUCGUUCUUCGCUCAUUCGACAAGUUGACAUUUUGCCGUAACAUGUCGUCCGAAUCGUACAAAAGAAAAGUAAAAAGUUUAAACGACAUUGUCGAGGUCUUUGGAACGCGUAACAACACAAUCAGGAGUAUCCAGUCGGAGAAUUCAAAAUUUUAUACGACAAAUACUGCGGAAUCCUAUAAAGAAUUAAAUCGAAGCAUAAAGAACGCUAGAAUUAAACGGAAAGAUGAAAAUGAAAAUGAAAAUGAAAAUGAAAAAACCGUGAGUGACCCGAUGGAACUUGCGGAACAAACGAAAUCGUUGAACGUGGAUCUGGGCGUACAAUUGACAAAUGAUUCAAAGACCAGCCCACUCGAUAUACCGAACUUGACGGACGCAUUAUUCGAAGAAGAGAAACCGAAUCAUAAGCGAAACUCGACACACGUUUCGAGGAAACGGGUGAAAAUGCAAAAACGAAUUCUAUCGAUAGGCGAUUCGUUCCUCUCGAUGAUUUUAAUUACUCCACUGGCCGUUGGUUUUUGGGAAGGUACGUGGACCAUGAUGGAUCUUCACGGCGAAUGGUUCCCCGGAGUAUUCUGUUUCCUUUUCGGCGUCCUGCUACAUACCAGCUUCGCGAUUUUCAAGAAUUUUCUACAGGAUCGUGUUGCUGACGCGUGGCGAAAAAAAACCUGUUCGAGCGUCGCCGUCUGCAAGCUCGCACAAAUUUUGUACACUUACAUCUUCGGUGUCGCCUGCAUCUUGCACUGGAGAGGAGGCUGGAUCGUUUUCGACUGGUUCUUCGCCGGUCGUAUUUGGUAAGAUCAGUUUCUACAACAAAAAACUCCUAUGAAAAGAAAGAAAGAAAAAUAAUAAUAAACAUGUUUGCACGUUACUUCCAUUUUACCAAUUUG
Messenger RNA from Hylaeus anthracinus, 2066 nucleotides. RefSeq lists its product as uncharacterized. The record is from RefSeq and is a predicted model, not a curated record. Gene Ontology annotation, biological process: neuron-neuron synaptic transmission; neuromuscular synaptic transmission; clustering of voltage-gated calcium channels. Gene Ontology annotation, cellular component: presynaptic membrane. The coding region runs from base 1219 to 1974 and encodes 251 amino acids. Lineage: Eukaryota; Metazoa; Arthropoda; Insecta; Hymenoptera; Colletidae. The transcript is spliced from 3 exons.